GUAUCUGUAUGUUAUUUGAUAUUAAUUGAGUGUAAAUCGUAUGCUUACGUGAAAGUAUUUGAUUACUUAUUAGUUAUUGUAUUGUAAAUGAUCAGUGCUAAGUGUACAAGCUAAAACAGUUAAAAAAUAAACAGUAACGGAGCUCCGUUACUUACUCUCAAAAACAUCAUGCCUCAUGAUUUGAAAGGUUUGGGUAUAAGGAAAGCAAUAAUGGCUCCCUUGUCUCCCACACCUUGCGCUGAGAUUAGUGACGAUGAGCUGGUCUCUAUUUCUGUGCGUGAUCUUAAUAGACAAUUGAAAAUGAGAGGAUUGACACGAGACCAAAUAGUCAGGAUGAAACAACGUCGGCGUACGCUAAAAAAUCGGGGCUACGCAGCCUCGUGUCGCAUCAAACGAAUAGAGCAGAAAGAUGAACUGGAAACUGAGAAAAGUCAGGAAUGGCACGAUAUGGAAACGAUGCAAGAGGAAAACACGAGGAUCCGUGAAGAGAUCGAAGCGUUGAGGAGCAAAUACGACGCUCUGAAACGAUUCGCACAUAUGAAGAGCAUUCCGUUACCGGCUGAACUUGAUAUGUUACCUUGAUUUAAUAUAGAUAUAUAAAACCUUUAUGAUAUAUGUCGUAUAUCCGUUGUUUGCAUAAUGAAAUGAAAAAAAUCUUCUAUUUCAAGAGAGCUGUAUUUCUGAUAAGGCAACCUCUUAUAUGUCUUACUUGCCUGUGUAAUACUUUUAGUUUCAUUGAUUUAUGAGUGAAGACAGAUAAAUAACUUAGAUAUUAGAUUGUCGCGAUGUCAUUGGUCGAGAUCUUGAAUAGUUUAUGGUAUUCACUAUGGAUUCGAGAAAAAAUAGCAUUUUGAAUGUCCGCGAACUUGAUUUCGGAACUUUGGAAGUUAACUUGAAAUGUUUAUAAAUAGUUUUUUUUUUUAUAGAAUAGGAAGGCGGACGAGCAUAUGGGCCACCUGAAGGU
Messenger RNA from Nymphalis io (European peacock), 964 nucleotides. RefSeq names its product transcription factor MafK (gene maf-S). The transcript is spliced from 4 exons. NCBI's taxonomy places the organism in Eukaryota, Metazoa, Arthropoda, Insecta, Lepidoptera, Nymphalidae. Gene Ontology annotation, cellular component: nucleus. The coding region runs from base 169 to 582 and encodes 137 amino acids. Gene Ontology annotation, biological process: regulation of transcription by RNA polymerase II. Gene Ontology annotation, molecular function: DNA-binding transcription factor activity, RNA polymerase II-specific; RNA polymerase II cis-regulatory region sequence-specific DNA binding. The record is from RefSeq and is a predicted model, not a curated record.